GCGGUACGGGUCCGGGAGCGGCUGCGGGUCUCGGGAUGGGGAACGGGGGUCCUUGCGGGGUCCCGCGGGGAUACGGGGCGUCCCUCUGGAGCUGUGAAGGCCUGGGCGCGUUUGGGGGCCGCUCGUGGCUGGGGGCUGUGGGAAGCGGGGUGUCGCGGGGCUGAGGCUGGCGCGGGGCUGUUUUUUGGGGGGUUCCUGUCGCCCUCGGGACGAGGGGCUGGCAGUGGCGCGCGGCCGGGGUCCGCAUGCUGCAUGGAGGCCGUCUCCCGACAUCGACCCCUCCCGCAGGUCUGUUUCUUUCUCAGAACCCUGUUCUGUACUGAAAUCCUUUAUGAGCCCAAGUCUAACGCCAAGCCCUGCUGUGAUUAAUGUGAAAAGGGCUCGGAAGGGAAUUUUAGCGACCUUCGGCUUCAUUAGGCAGGCUUUGCACAGCCCUAGUUGCACAGGGAGCCUACUCUUAUCUCAAAGCCCUUUCUCUACCCCAGCCCCGUAGCGAAAUCCCUCUCAAAUGCUCCUCACCCAGGGCGCAUUCAAAUAAAUUCUCACAACGGAAGGCUCUGAGCUGCCUUGGUGGGUGUGGGGAGAGCAGUGGAUGUUGUCUGCCUUGACUUCUGCAAGGCUUUUGCCACUGUUUCCCACGACAUCCUUGUUAUGAACCUUAGAAAGUGUGGGACAGAUGAGAGGAUUGGCAUCUAGCUGCACCUGGGGGUGUUCCUUAGGAGUCAGUGCUGGGUCCAGUCUUGUUCAGCAUCAUCAUCAAUGACCCCGGUAUGGUUGAGGCAAAUCUGAUACAAAUCUGGGAGGAAUGGCUGACAUACUGGCAGGCUGUCCUGCAAUUCAGCAAGUCCUGAACAGAAUGGAGAGUUGGGCAGGGAGGAACCUGGUGAAGUUUAACAAGAGCAAGUGUAGAGUCUCUCACCUGUGGAGAAAUAAAUGCACGUGUGACAGGUCAUGUUUUUGCAGUAGAAACUUCCAGUACCAAGUUACUGAACUUACGAUUUCCUUACAGAAUGGCUGCGUAGGUUAAAACGGCUGAUUAGGUUGUUUUUCACAAUAAAGAUGCUGAGCAGCAGGACAGAGUGGAGACUGUGAUGCCCUGACCGUGGGAGGAAACUGAAAUUUCCUGAAAGGAAUCCAGCACCGCCGUGCCCUUCUCAAAACCUCCUUUUGUGGGGAAGUCUCUGGACUCUCAGGAACGCAACAGCACACCAGUGUGGUUAAAAGCUGCUACUCUACUGUUAAGCACUAUUCUAUUGAUGUGUGAAUAUACUCUACUCUGUGUGAACAGAGCGUUCUGCAAAACACUCUUCAACCGUUCUGCAGGCUCUUCUCCAAUCAGAGCUGUCAGAUGUUCUUUCUUCUUCUAAAGGCUCUCACGCUGCUUAUCUUGCUCCACAGCUGCUGCUCUGAACAGUUUUUCUUCUAUUCCCACAUUCUUUGGCGUGAUUUGUGGAAGAAAGACUGUUCACAUGCACUACACAAACAAAAAGAGCAUCCCAGGAGCCUGACCUCAUAGACUUGCACGUUGCAGUGCCAAUGCUCCACGGGAGAAACAUAAAAUUACCUCAUUUGUUUCCUGCAAUUGCUCUGUCUUCUUUUUCCACACCAAGAAUACAUAUUCAAAAAUUUCAUUUGCAGCAAAAACACGGAAGCUAAAGUUAAAAUACAACAGCAACAAACACAGGGCUUUACAUGUAGAAAUUUGGAAAUGUGUGCUCUCUGUGAGGAUGGAGUUCUCUCCUCCAGCAUUCCAACAGCCUGUGUGCUUCGAAGCACAGCACUCGAGCGAUUUUUCUGGAGUUGCUAUUGUAUUCUGAUUCUCUGAGUAUGGAUUCUCUGAUUUCUUGAUUCCACGCCAGCGCACAAAGCUGUGCACAGAAACAACCCCUCACGUGUCACUCCAGUUCCUUCCCCUCCAUUGUGUCAUCCAGCUCUGGGAACACUCCUUUUGGAUCAGGAUCCUGCAGGCAGCAGAGUUCUUCCCGUAAGAAUGCUCAAAGACCAGAAGUGAAAGCAAAAUUGAUAGAUUGCGCAGAACACCCAGCAGCAGAACACCCAGCACCAGAACACCCUGAGUGGAGCUCAGACCGCAGCUGCUGCAAAGCCUGUGGUCCCUUGGGGCCCAGGGAUGCUUUCACCUUCGUCUUCCUCCUCUGAGGAUUGACUGAGUGACUCGUGAUCCCGGGAAGUCUGAGUCUAGGUGAUAAAUUCUGCCUCGCAUGCUGAUGAACAGCCAAUCUCCGAGGGUCUGGGUGAGUGAAAAGUCAGGGGAGCUAAGGAUUCUAGGUGGUAAGAAAGCUGAGCUAAGUGCUAGAAGUUGUAGGUAAUGGUAAGCAGUGCUGCUUGCUAGAAUGUUUAUGUAUUGCUGACACUCAGCUUGUAACCAGAGCCCUGGGGUCUGUCCUCAGACCUGCCAAGGAUGCCCAAGUGGGAUAAGUGUGGCUCAUGACAAUCCCAAUGCCCUGUGAGCCCAUGAGGGUGUGCACAGCUGUGCGUGAGAGUGGCUGGAACAGAAACAUCUGGAGGAGCUGGGAGGAAUGCAGUGGGGAAGUAAUUGUUUCCACACUGAUGAUUAAACAGCGACUGUGACAGAGCAACAAAACUCCACCGCUUUGUGCACGCAUUGUUCCAGGAUUAGGAGCUGCUGAACUUGAAGCAGCUAUUGUAAAUACUUUGGCUUGGCUUGAUGUGAUGCAGACUGCUCCUUUAAACAACUUGAGCUCUGAAAUUAAGUUGUAUGUAUAAUUAACCUUUCAAAAUUAUUGGGCUUUAGGUGAUCCUUUAGCACUGCCAGGUGGAAUACCAUCUGUUGGAUUAUGCUAAAUUAUCAAGUUACACUAACUCUAAACAAAGCAAACACAACAUAAAUGUCAGUCAGACCCAGGUUCUCACUUUUCACCAAAUGGUUCAGGAGCGACCCUUGGUGAGGAGUCUAACAGCUGUUUGCUCUUGCCUCUGGUCCUAAAAUUUUCAUGAAAGCUCCUACUGUAACCACAGGACGGUAACCAGUCAUUCCAGAGGAAUUCCCAGAAGAAAGUUCUCGUUCCCGUUGAAUCAGGUGAGAGUUCCAAAUAUCCUGAAAGGCUCCUGCUGUAAAGAACUGCAUUCCCGAAGCCUCUUCACUGCAAGCACCUCUCUGCAGCAGCACUGUGGUGAACAAUGGCAUCAGGAGGCAGUGAGGAGAAUGCAGUGGCCGAACUCCUGUGGUACACCCUUGAGCAACUGGGGAAGGAUGCUCUCACAGAGUUCAAGACUGAACUCAGCAAGAUCCAGCCUAAGGAGGGGUACGAGUGCAUUGAGCUGGAGAGUGUGGCGGAUCUGUCGCCAGCAGCGCUCGCCAGCUUGCUGUACAGCCACUUUGGGCAGUCCCACUGUGUGGAGGUGACAGCAGACGUGUUGUGGGCCAUGGGAUGGAUGGCCCUGGCCAACGAUCUCCUGGACAAGCUGAACCAGGGGGCAAUGUUUGUUGAAUGGAGCAGCGACCUCCUAAUCCAGAAAGUCUAUAACGUGGAUGGGACCAUGAAGGAACUCCUCCAGGAAGGUGUGCUGAGCCCUGAGCAGCAUGACAGCAUCAUGGCAGAGAGCACCAACCUGAACAGAAUGCAGAAGCUCUAUGAACUGGUGCCAGCAUGGGACAUCACAGCCAAAUAUUGCCUGUAUGAUGUACUGAUGAGAAAUAAUCCCUCCGUCUUCUUGCAAUAUAUAGCAGAUACCAGGGUUGAAUCAUGCUUUGAAGAAGGUAGGAUGGAAGAACAAGAUAUCUCCUGGACCGGUCCUGUGUUAUAUCCAGGUGGGAUGAAAAUACCAGUGAACUGCAUGUCCAGUUCUGUGGGCUGUCCAGGUGGGAUGGAAGUACCAGAGAUCUGCUUGUCCAGUUCUGUGAGCUAUCCAGGUGGGAUAGAAGAAGCAGUGACAUCUGGGAGCACAGACACAAAUUCGAGAAAACUGAUGGGAAAUCAAAAUCUGCUCACACCGUAUACACCUCCAGAACAUGAGCCCCCACACAUGGAGAGUGACAGUGGCGCACGCUCAGGUGCCAAAUGCAUGGCAUGUCCCUGGCAAGAGGAUGACGGGGCAGAAGUGGUGAAGCCAGAGAUUACUGGAGGCAAAGAAGGCAAGAAGGAGACAUACAGAGCUCAUUUCCCUCGGGCUGGUUUCUUCCGCUGUGCGGAGACAGAGCUCAAGUUCCUGGUGAGGACAGCCACCACUGUUGAGUACGAGUACUCCUUCUGGGAACGUCACCUGCCUGAUGGGAUCCCCGCUGGAUGGAUGGAGGCUGGACCGGUGUUCGACAUCCGUGCUAUGCUGGGUGCUGUCGAGGCCAUUCAUCUCCCUCAUUUCCUGUGUCUCACAGAGGGAAAUGUGAACACCUCUGAGAUGCGUAUCGGCCAUGUCGUCAAUGGGAACCUGCUCCUGGAGAAGCCUGAUGCAGUGAAGCCAUUCCAUGCAGAGUUGAGGGACCCCAGUUUCUCCCCCAUGGGAGUCAUCUUGCUUUCUGCCGCAUUCCCCUUCAUCCCCGUGCACUCCCUUGUGCUGCUCUACCGUGUCAUCAGGGCUGCCGACAUCACCCUUCACCUCUACCUCAUCCCCAACAACCACGGCCUGGAAAAGGUGGUGGACAAGGAUGAGAAGAGACGAGGCCAUUCACUCUUGGUGAACAAACCUCCCCAGACCAAACGACCGCUGAACUUUAACACGUGGUACCGCGUAUCUGGUCCUUCACAAGCAGAGAUAAACCCUCAAGAGCUGAAAUUCGUCUACCUGACAUCAGACAGCCGCCAGCUCCACACCGAGAUCUACAACAAGGACCUCCAGGAGGGAAUGCAGCUCUCGCUGAUGAAGGUCGCCCAGGAGGGUGAAAAGGAGUGUGACCCACUGUGGGCUGCCUUCCUGAGGGCAGGGGACAUUGAGCCUCCAGCUGCCUCUUCUCCUCCUUCGUACUCAGCAGGGCUGCAUUUUGUGGAGCAGCACCGAGAGCAGCUGAUCCAACGUGUGACAUCUGUCAGCACUGUCCUGGACCGGCUCUACGGGCACGUCCUGAGCAAUGAGCAGUACCAGCGCAUCCGAGCAAUGCCCACCAUGCAGGAGCAGAUGCGGCUCCUCUACAGCUUCACGCCCAGCUGGGACGUCACCUGCAAGGAUCUGUUCCUGGACGCUCUGAAGGAUACCAACAGUCACCUCAUCCAGGACCUCCAGGGACAGUGAAAACCAUCUCAGGGAGGUUCUGAGCGAGCUCAGCUCAUGGACGCCUUGGGGAAGAUGAGCCCCUGGUUGGGCUCUAAAUGACUCAGGGAGCCCUGAGCUUGGGCUGUCUUUAACCCAACCAACCUGCAGGAGUUCCCCCUUAACACCCCCUUAGUCCCUGUUGCCACAGCGCUGACCCCAGAACCAUCCUGUUAUCCCCAUCAGGGACCAGGUUUGUGCUGGUGUGCCAGCACACAGAGCCACAACCUUCACAUAAGUUUCCAUCUUAAUUCUGCAGAACAAGGAGCUGGGCAAUCUUUUGCUAAGGCAGCACCACCCGAGAUAGAAGCACAGUUAUUCCUACAUGGAUGUUUACAAGCUGUUCUCUUUUUAUAGUUUCUAAUUGGGUAGUUGGUUUCAUCUUUUCUGGGCUUGCUCUUUCUGGGACUGCAAGAUUCUGUCUCAUUACAAUCUCAUUUUCAUACUGAUGGUACAUGCUUUAUCAAGUAAUUAGCCCUUAAUGAGCCUAAAGACCAACUUCAGGGCAAUUUCCCUUCCUUGCUGACACCAGAAUAUUAUCACUUUUGACACACUUGGGGCUGAAUUGUUCCUUUUUCACUCAUUCUUCCCCUAUUUGUGAUCAAUUUUUUCCACUUUUCUGUCCUCGGUGGCCAACUUUGAGACUGUGAACCCAUUGUUUUUCACUUUUCUCCGGUGGACACUGGGAGCAAUGCGUUAGCAGCAAUUGCUUCCAGAGGUAAAGAAGCGUACAGGGACAGUUUUCCCUAUCAUCAUAUAACUCAUUUCAUUUAAAGCCACCUUUAUGAUUCAGCCAUUCAGUUCUUGUAAUUCCCAAACACGCCAGGGCAGGGAAUUAUCUCUCCAAUAAUAACCUCCAACAGCGUGAGAAGAUCAACAUUAAAGGUGCCUAAUUCUGGCAGCAUCAAAUGCUUAUUGACAUAAUUCCAUUCUUGUGUCGGCCUCAAGGGAGUGGGAGGUGGUAAUGUCUAUGACACAA
Messenger RNA from Meleagris gallopavo (turkey), 6202 nucleotides. Its product is annotated as caspase recruitment domain-containing protein 8. Gene Ontology annotation, biological process: innate immune response; inflammatory response; regulation of apoptotic process. NCBI's taxonomy places the organism in Eukaryota, Metazoa, Chordata, Aves, Galliformes, Phasianidae. The record is from RefSeq and is a predicted model, not a curated record.